Messenger RNA from Owenia fusiformis, 338 nucleotides. Lineage: Eukaryota; Metazoa; Annelida; Polychaeta; Sabellida; Oweniidae. The record is from the annotation of a GenBank genome assembly.
GGGCUGAUUUACCUCAUCACUGCCGCAUACCCGUGAAUGCAACUGUUGAUGAAUCAAUUCCGACAAUUGUUAACGCGCGUGGAGAAGAGGAGCUAUCCCAAUGUACAAUGUACGAAAAUGUAUACGCAAAUUCAACGGGGAUUGUAACGAAACGGAUCAUACCUUGUAAAAAUGGUUGGACGUUCUACAAAGAGACGGACCUUACGCAUACGAUAGGCAUGGAGUGGAACCUUGUCUGCAAAGAUGCCCCCUUGGUUGGUACGGCUCAAACAAUCUUCACAGCGGGUGUUCUCGUUGGGGCACUCUUCUUCACUUCUAUGGCGGACAACAUCGGGAGA